Molecule: messenger RNA, 561 nt
Organism: Habropoda laboriosa
Lineage: Eukaryota; Metazoa; Arthropoda; Insecta; Hymenoptera; Apidae
Product: sperm flagellar protein 1-like
Exons: 2
Coding region: 1-561 (186 amino acids)
Biological process (GO): regulation of cytoskeleton organization
Cellular component (GO): axoneme
Molecular function (GO): microtubule binding
Source: RefSeq, a predicted model, not a curated record
AUGGCUGAACUGUUAAAACGAUACUAUCCUAGAUACGUUGAUGUACAUAAUUAUAUUGCUGGAAAUAGUAUUGCAAAGAAGGUAGAAAACUGGUGUACCUUGAAUCGUAAGGUGUUGUCAAAACUUGACAUAAAGUUGGGGAAGGAUAUAAUAAAUCAAUUGGCGAACUCGCAACCGGGUGUUAUUGAAAAAGUUUUAAUUGAUUUGCGAACUAAAAUUUUAAAAGACUGCAAUGCGGAUAGGAAUACUUUAUAUUCUGAAUAUGAGGAAAGCGAGAAAAAAGUUGUUACGUCAGUGCUGAAUCUUGAGGAGAUAACGAAUACAACUGUUCCGCGUAACGCUUUCGUCAGAUUAAAACAGGAAUUAGAAGAAAAAAAUGAAGUAAUAAGUACACUUCAUCACAAAGUGUCUCAUCUUGAAUCAUUGAUAAAGCUCAAAGACCAAAGAAUUGCAGAUCUUACAUCACAAAUAAUAAAAUCUACGGAACAGAACGUUACUCCGAGGUCUAAAAAUGUGAAUUCCAUUAAUAGUACAAAUGCAAAAUUUCGAAACAAAAUAUAG